CAAAGGAUAUUUUAUGUAUCGAUGAAAUUACUAUGGGUAUAAUGGCACAGGGUUUGGUCAUACCUGGAUUCACAUCUCUAAUUGUGCUACUUACCACAUCCGUUACGGACCAAGUUGCAAGCGAAUUGAAAAACGAUGCAAAAUGUACUCAAGGAACCAAUGACUGGGUGAUUGAAUAUAUUAAUGGUACUCAACAUGAAAUAUAUGCUACCACUCUUUCACGUCAUUUUAUUGGAAAGACAUUCUUAGAGUGUUCAGAAAUAAUAUAUGCUAAAUUAGAAGCUACAUUAUUUGCUAUUGGAACAUCAAAAAGUCAAUUAGGCAUAUUAUUAAGUCAUUCUUCACCAUUUCAAAUAUUUUUAAAUCCUCAAGAUUAUGUAAUUAGAGGAGAUGAGAUCGGAUUUGUUAUAAGUGAUAGUGCUGAGAUAACUGUUCGACUGGCAAAAUUUAAUGAAACUUAUCAAAAACCAAACAGUCAACCUUAUAAUAUAGGGCCAUUUAUUAAAUUUCAACCAGCAGAAGAUGAAUUAUUAAGUGAUGACGGAUGUUAUUCUUCAAAGGAUGCAAUUAAUAUAUCAAUAAAUCGGUCUAAACCUUCACGAAGAGUCUCUUUAUCUAUUGAAGAAAGUAGUAUGUCACCAUUGGAGGAUAAAACACAU
Molecule: messenger RNA, 659 nt
Organism: Scutellospora calospora
Lineage: Eukaryota; Fungi; Glomeromycota; Glomeromycetes; Diversisporales; Gigasporaceae
Source: the annotation of a GenBank genome assembly